GUUUGGGCCCGAGAGGCCCAGGUGGGCGGCUGGGCAGCGCCCGGCUGGUGCCAGCCCCCUGCCCCUUCGCGGCCUGCGCCUCGAACCUGGGGCUGCAGGCUUCCGGUUACCUGGGUCCCGAGCCCGUUUUCUGGCCUGCUGGGGGCUGGUCGGCCUUUCCGAUCCCCUCACCCCGUGGGCCCCCCCGAAGUAGAGACCCUGUGCUCCGUGCGGGGGCGAAGACCUCAGGGGACGUCCCCGGAGCCUGGGAGCAGAGACGUGUCCCAGUGAAGAGCCGCCUAAUUGAAACGGAGAACAUACCGUGAUGUGGGUGUCUCAGAGCUGGCACUAUGAGCGAGUUUCGCAUUCACCACGACGUCAAUGAGCUGCUCAGCCUGUUGCGCGUGCAUGGCGGGGAUGGGGCCGAGGUCUACAUUGACCUGCUGCAGAAGAACAGGACCCCGUAUGUCACCACCACUGUCUCUGCUCACAGUGCCAAGGUUAAAAUCGCAGAGUUUUCUCGUACUCCGGAAGACUUCCUAAAGAAAUAUGAUGAACUGAAAUCUAAAAAUACAAGGAACCUUGACCCACUGGUGUACCUGUUGUCGAAGCUCACAGAAGACAAAGAGACUCUGCAGUAUUUACAGCAGAAUGCAAGAGAAAGAGCUGAGCUUACAGCCACUGUGGUGGGCAGCAGUGCCACUAACUUCAACGUUCCCACCACAGCCUCCAAGAUCUCCAUGCAGGAGCUUGAAGAGCUGAGGAAGCAGCUUGGCAGUGUGGCCACAGGCUCCACGUUGCAGCAGUCUCUGGAACUUACAAGAAAGAUGCUUCGAGACAAACAGAACAAGAAGAAUUCAGGCCAGCCACUCCCUGUCUUCCCAGUGUGGGUAUAUGAGAGACCAACGCUGCUUGGGGAUUUCCUGGUUGGCUCGGGCUUAGGCACAGACACAACUCUGCCUAUAGGGACGCUGCCACUGGCCUCCCAGGAGUCAGCUGUGGUGGAGGACCUGCUGUAUGUGCUGGUGGGUGUGGACGGCAGGUACAUCACUGCCCAGCCCCUGACUGGGAGGCAGAGCCGGACCUUUCUAGUAGACCCCAACCUGGACCUGUCCAUCAGGGAGCUGGUGACCAGGAUCCUCCCCGUGGCUGCCAGCUACUCCACUGUGACCAGGUUCAUCGAAGAGAAGUCUUCCUUCGAGUAUGGGCAGGUGAACCACGCCCUGGCAGCUGCCAUGCGCACCCUGGUGAAGGAAUACCUAAUUCUGGUCACUCAGCUGGAGCAGCUGCAUAGGCAAGGCCUCCUGUCACUACAGAAGCUCUGGUUCUACAUCCAGCCAGCCAUGCGCACCCUGGACAUCUUGGCCUCCCUUGCCACCUCCGUGGACAAAGGUGAGUGUCUGGGAGGGUCAACGCUGAGCCUGCUCCACGACAGGAGCUUCAACUACACAGGGGACAACCAGGCGCAGGAGCUGUGCUUGUACCUGACCAAGGCGGCCAGCACACCCUACUUUGAGGUUCUGGAGAAGUGGAUCUAUAGGGGCAUCAUCCAUGACCCCUACAGUGAGUUCAUGGUUGAAGAGCAUGAGCUGCGGAAGGAGAAGAUCCAGGAGGAUUACAACGACAAGUACUGGGACCAGCGCUACACCAUUGUCCAGCAGCAGAUCCCGUCCUUCCUGCAGAAGAUGGCCGACAAGAUCCUCAGCACAGGAAAGUAUCUGAAUGUGGUCAGAGAGUGUGGCCACGACGUUACCUGCCCAGUGGCUAAAGAAAUCAUCUACACGUUAAAAGAGCGUGCGUACAUGGAACAAAUUGAGAAGGCGUUUAACUAUGCUAGCAAAGUGCUGCUGGACUUCCUGAUGGAGGAGAAGGAGCUGGUGGCACACCUGAGGUCCAUCAAGCGCUACUUCCUGAUGGACCAGGGGGACUUCUUUGUGCACUUCAUGGACCUCACUGAGGAGGAGCUCCGGAAGCCGGUGGAGGACAUCACGCCUCCCCGCCUGGAAGCCCUGCUGGAGCUGGCGCUCCGCAUGAGCACCGCCAACAUGGACCCCUUCAAGGACGACCUCAAGAUUGACCUGAUGCCUCACGACCUAAUCACUCAGCUCUUGCGCGUUCUGGCUAUCGAGACCAAGCAGGAGAAGGCGAUGACCCAGGCUGAUCCCACUGAGCUCACGCUGAGCGGCCUGGAGGCCUUCUCCUUCGACUACAUCGUCAAGUGGCCCCUUUCUCUGAUAAUCAGCAGGAAGGCCCUCACUCGCUAUCAGAUGCUCUUCAGGCACAUGUUUUAUUGCAAGCAUGUGGAGCGGCAGCUCUGCAAUAUCUGGAUCAGCAACAAGACCGCCAAGCAGCACGCGCUGCCCUCUGCAAAGUGGUUUGCCGGGGCCUUCACUCUGCGACAGCGAAUGCUCAACUUUGUUCAGAAUAUUCAGUACUACAUGAUGUUUGAAGUGAUGGAACCAACCUGGCACAUCCUGGAGAAAAACCUGAAAUCUGCUUCCAACAUCGACGAUGUCCUUGGCCACCACACAAGCUUCCUGGACAACUGCCUGAAGGACUGCAUGCUGACCAACCCAGAACUGCUGAAGGUCUUCUCCAAGCUCAUGUCUGUGUGCGUCAUGUUCACCAAUUGCAUGCAGAAAUUUACACAGAGCAUGAAAUUAGAUGGUGAGCUGGGCCGGCAAGCGCUAGAGCACGGUGCAAUGCUGGGGCUGCCCCCGGGGGCUGAACGGGCUGAGGACUGGGCCCGGAAGGAGUUCACAAGGAAGUACCUGGCUGAGCACACAGACGCUCCUCAACUGGCGUCUAGCUUCGAGGCCACCAUCACCAAGUUUGAUAAGAAUUUUUCGGCCCACUUGCUUGACCUUCUGGCCCGACUGAGCAUCUACAGCACCAGCGACUGUGAGCAUGGCAUGGCCAGCGUCAUCUCCAGGCUUGACUUCAAUGGCUUCUACACGGAGCGCCUGGAGCGCCUGUCUGCAGAGAGGAGCCAGAAGGCCACACCCCAAGCGCCGGCCCCCCGGGGGCCCCCGGCCCCCACACAUAGGGUCAUGGUCACCACACAGUGAGCCCUUGCCAUGACUGGAAGGGUGUGAUGGGGCUGCCAGUUGUUGGGGGGAGUUCGUUCAGAACUUUCAGAUCAGAUAUUCCUGAAAUAAAUUGUCCUGUGUGUUA
This is a messenger RNA of Carlito syrichta (Philippine tarsier), 3153 nucleotides long. RefSeq names its product tubulin gamma complex associated protein 2 (gene TUBGCP2). The transcript has 18 exons. Gene Ontology annotation, molecular function: gamma-tubulin binding; microtubule minus-end binding. Gene Ontology annotation, biological process: spindle assembly; microtubule nucleation; meiotic cell cycle. The coding region runs from base 330 to 3047 and encodes 905 amino acids. The record is from RefSeq and is a predicted model, not a curated record. Gene Ontology annotation, cellular component: centrosome; equatorial microtubule organizing center; gamma-tubulin small complex. Lineage: Eukaryota; Metazoa; Chordata; Mammalia; Primates; Tarsiidae.